Messenger RNA from Helobdella robusta, 513 nucleotides. RefSeq lists its product as hypothetical. Lineage: Eukaryota; Metazoa; Annelida; Clitellata; Rhynchobdellida; Glossiphoniidae. The annotation marks the transcript as partial. The record is from RefSeq and is a predicted model, not a curated record. The transcript has 3 exons.
GGAUCAGCCUCACUUGCGUUCGUUUUUGACAUCACUGGCUCCAUGUCUGUCGAUCUGGCGCAAGCAAUUGAAGGCGCUGCAAAAAUUUUGGCAACAACGCUUCAGCAGAAAGAUAAACCUCUCCAUAAUUACAUUCUCGUACCUUUUCAGGAUCCAGAGGUCGGUCCUGUGACAAUAACACGCGAUCCAGAAAAAUUUCAGAGCGUUCUGCGCGAACUUUAUGUGCAAGGUGGUGGGGACUGCCCUGAGAUGAGUCUGUCUGGCAUCAAACUCGCCCUAGAGAAAGCACUACCCUUCUCCUUCAUCUACGUUUUCACUGAUGCUUCGGCCAAGGAUUACCAUCUAACUGAUGAAGUUUUGAGUUUGAUUCAAGAAAAACAGAGCCAGGUGGUAUUUAUAUUAACUGGAGAUUGUGGCAAUCGUACGGAGCCAGGCUACGUGGCCUACGAAAGAAUUGCCGCUGCGAGUUCUGGACAAAUUUUCAGACUUGAAAAAGCUGAAGUUAAUUUGGUA